This is a messenger RNA of Caenorhabditis bovis, 681 nucleotides long. The record is from the annotation of a GenBank genome assembly. Lineage: Eukaryota; Metazoa; Nematoda; Chromadorea; Rhabditida; Rhabditidae.
AUGACUCGACGCAAUCGGAGUCCGAUACCGGCGAAGACGCCAGUGGUGCAUUACAGUUUGCCGAUCGUCGACAAACCGCAAAAAGAGAGCUCGUCGUUUCGGAGCAUCUCGCCGAUGGUGCUCGCCGGCGAGCUUCGAAGCCCAACGCGUCGCCUUCGCCUCAUCCUCAUCGAUUGUCGCUAUCCGUUUGAGUACCUCGGCGGCCAUAUUUGCGGCGCCAUCAAUAUUUAUGAGGUGCACGAGUUGGAGCGCAAAUUUUUCGAGUUCGGCGCGGUUCGAAGCACACUCGAAGGCGUGAUACCGAUAUUCUAUUGCGAGUAUAGUCAAGUGAGAGGACCCGAAAUGGCGCGUUGCCUUCGAACCAUCGAUAUGCGCUAUCAUCAGCGGAAUUGGUCCCAACUGGAUUUCCCCGAGAUUUAUCUACUCGAUCGGGGCUACAAGAGAUUCUGGAUGGAUGAGUCGUUGAGGGACCUCUGCACGCCCCAUUCGUAUGUUUCGAUGAACACGAUGGCCUAUCGGCACAUCUUGCGUCAGUACACCCAGCAUCGACGGUCGAAGAGCGUGUGCGCUGGAAUGAAGGCGUCGAAGCGACGCCAACAGAUAUUCAGCGAUCAUUGCUUCCAUCAGCCAAGGAACGGAGCGAAGACGCCGAGGCGGACGCUGAAUUUUGCCGACGAUUAA